UGAUUUCUAUUGUCUAUUGUGUUGAACAUGUUUGCUGAUUGUUCUCUUUGUUUGUUUAUCAUGUUAUUUACCUAUCGCGGUUCAGGGUAAAUUGCGCGGGAAAUCAACCUGAGCAAAAAUGGCGACAGAAGCGAAGAAAGCUCGUCUGAACCGGAUCAAAAGGGUCGCUGUGGAGGGGAAUAUCGCGGUGGGGAAGUCGACCUUCAUCUCCCUGCUAGAGGAGGAGUCUUCUGAUUGGGCGAUCGUCGGCGAGCCGCUGUCCCGCUGGCAGAACGUGCAGUGCCACAGCGAGAGGGACGAGGAAAUCACCCUGUCCCAGAAGCACGGAGGGAACCUGCUGGACAUGUUCUACUCCGACCCUCGCCGCUGGGCGUUCACUUUCCAGUCAUACGUCUGCCUGAGCCGUAUGAGGCACCAGCUCAAACCGGCACCGGGCCACCUCGAAACUGCCGCCGAACCCGUCGUCUUCUAUGAGCGCUCCGUCUACAGUGACAGGUACUGUUUUGCUGCCAACUGUUUUUCUCUGGGCACGUUUAACGAGACGGAGUGGAACAUCUACUGUGACUGGCACUCCACCAUGAUGGCCGCCAUGGGCGAGCUGAAACUGGACGGGAUCAUCUACCUCAGGGCUGAGCCAGAGGUGUGUCUGGAGAGACUUAAGCUGCGAGGUCGGCCUGAGGAGCGUCCUGUCUCCCUGGAGUAUCUGGAUCAGAUCCACACCCGACACGAGUCCUGGCUGGUGCAUAAGGAGAUCAGUGUUUCAGACAGUCUCAAGGGGGCGCCGAUCCUGACCAUGGACUGUAACCUGAGUUUCCAGGAAGACACAGACAAACAGAACGACAUGAUGUCACAGGUGAAGGCCUUUGUUGCAGGGCUGUAGGCAGGACUGGGCUCAGGUGUGCUCAGGUGUGCACAGGUGUGCUCAGGUGCGAACAGGUGCGCACAGGUCUGCACAAGUGCAGCAUGGCUGUGAACUUGGCAGGUGCAGCAUGGCUUUUAACUUGUCAGGUUUACCUGCAGAUUUGCUGUAUCAGGCCCAUUGUACAAGACCAUUUUCAUUCCAUUCUAUGCACCCUUAGUCUUAUAGAACUGUAGCUAUGUAUCAGUAGAUGCCAUGCUUUGUACAAUUGUUGUGCAGUAAAGUUACCGUAUGAAAUUAAUUAAUAAUGAGUCUUAGAAGAGGUUUUACUCACAGUUUCAGGUGGGGAGAUUUAAGGUUUCCUCCCAGCUGUUUCCAUCUUGACAUCUUGCUUAAUUUUUAUUUUUAAUUGUGUGAGAACCACGGAACUAUAUUAAUGUGGCCGCCUGUCAGCUUAUCAUCAAUACAACACUUUCCACAAAUUGAUAUAUGGACUUGUUAGUUAUUUAGGACUAAAUUAGUAAGUUUCUAGAUACAGUGUCCCGGUUGCUUGUCUCCUGGUUUUAUGAUGUAAUUUUUUGCACUUUUGACAAAACUGGCUCAAAAUGAGUUUACCAAUACCAUGAAUUUUAAGACUAAUGUGUAGAAAAUGAUGUUUGUAAAUAGAUUUGAGUAUCAAGAGGUAGUUACUCUGAUGUUUAUACUAGUAUUGCUCUUUUCAAAUCAUUCAUUUUGAUCAGAUUAUAGUCAUAUUUCACGUAUUGAAACAAGCACUUUAACAUUAAUUUGUCUAUUUAUAAAUUCCUUUGUAAAUGAUCUGUAUAUGUUGAAAUUAUUGAUGAAAUGUUUUGUCCUAAAUUAUGUAUAAGAUUAAAGAAUUAACCUCAGUAUCACUCCUUUGCAUGGUUUUUAAUAAAGUCCCAACUGAUCUUUGU
Branchiostoma floridae (Florida lancelet) is the source of this 1794-nucleotide messenger RNA. RefSeq names its product deoxycytidine kinase-like. The transcript has 8 exons. The record is from RefSeq and is a predicted model, not a curated record. Gene Ontology annotation, biological process: nucleobase-containing compound metabolic process. Gene Ontology annotation, cellular component: mitochondrion; cytoplasm. Lineage: Eukaryota; Metazoa; Chordata; Leptocardii; Amphioxiformes; Branchiostomatidae. Gene Ontology annotation, molecular function: ATP binding; deoxynucleoside kinase activity. Bases 119 to 880 code for a protein of 253 amino acids.